UCAAGGAUAUCAUUCGAUUGAAAAAAUAAAAUCACUCCAGUCAAUGAACAAAAUAUUAAAUAGUAAGUUAGCAUUAGCUCAGAAGGAUGCAUUCUCAACUCAGAAAGAGAUAAUAAAAAAAGAAUCUAAGAUCAUAUCUCUCAAGUCUGAAUUAACAAAUAUAAAGAAUGAACUAAUGAAUACAAAAGAUAAAUUAGCUUCAAAAAUUAAAAAAAUUGAGUAUUUAGAUGCUUUAUGCUCUGUUUUACAGAAAACAAAAGAUAUAUUAGAUCCUGUAGAGUCGAAGACUUAUUGCUCUGCAAUAGUUAUGAGAGGUGAGAAAAAAAAUAUGCAAAGUGAGGAACAAAGUUUUAUAUUGAAUUCUAGAGAUACAUCUGAAUCUAGACCCGAAUGGUCAUUGCUUUGCAGGCUCUUUAAGGGUGACUCUUUGAGUCAUAAAAGUCUUGCAAAAUAUUUUAAAAGUAAAACAUUACCAAUUAUCACAAAUAAUCAGAAUUCGGAGUUAUUAAUUCAAGAUAUUACAAAUAAGCAGAAUCUGGAGUCAUUAAUUCAAGAUAUUACAAUAAAAGAGACAGUAUGCACUGGUGAGGCUUUAGUUAAUGAUAAGAAUAUUUUUCAUCCACUCCCACCUUCUUGUUCUUUGAACUCAAAGCCAAAUUAUAGCCACCGUAUGACCAUCUCUGACAAUUUGUUUUCUGAAAUAUACUCACAGAGUGAGGGCACUAAUGUGCCUAAAUUGACCAUGAAUGAACAAAGUAAAGAAGCAGUGCUUCAAGUUCCCAACUCAUCUGAUAUACAAAAAAAUCAAAAGAAAGAACUAUUGCAGAACAAGCCCAAAGGGCAAACCAAGGAUUAUGGCUCAUCGAGCUUAUUUUCAAAGAAAAUGAUAAUGUCAUGGCCCUUUAGUAAGGUAGUUAGUGGUAAGAGUGGUACAGGUAAAACUAAUAUACUUGAAAAUAUUUUUGUUGAUAAUAAAGAUGAAUGUAUAUAUAUAAAAAAAAAGGGUGGAUCCCACUAUAUACGAUGUGAUGAUUUGAUAGUUUGUGGAUAUCACCUAAAUAAAUCUAAAUGGGCAUUUGUUAGAUAUAUGUAUAGAGUAAUUGCAAGUGAUCCAAGAGCACCAUAUUAUGAAAAUAUUAGAUUUAAAUAUAUUUCAUCUAAAAAAAUUUCUAGUGUAAAGUUAUUUUCAUCUGAGAGAAUAAUUAUUCGUGAGAAUUUAUCACAUCUAGUAAUAUUUAAUAGUGGUAGUUCUUCUCAAGAUGUUUCCAAAAUUGUUGGUCGAUAUACUGAUGAUAUAAAAAGUGCAUCAAUAGUCAUUAAUAGCUAUCUUCGCAAGAGUGAGUUUAUUGUAUUUGACCUUAAUAGAGCAGAGGAUGAUCUACUUGCAAUCCGGUUAAGGUUUGAUACCCCAUUAGAUUUGCAGAAAGAAAUAGAGUUAUGUCAGAAGCGUAAGACAAAAAAUGCAUUACUUAUGAAGCUUACAAAUUCUGAACCUGAAAAAUCAGCCACAUAA
Molecule: messenger RNA, 1513 nt
Organism: Cetraspora pellucida
Lineage: Eukaryota; Fungi; Glomeromycota; Glomeromycetes; Diversisporales; Gigasporaceae
Source: the annotation of a GenBank genome assembly